Molecule: messenger RNA, 1418 nt
Organism: Cajanus cajan (pigeon pea)
Lineage: Eukaryota; Viridiplantae; Streptophyta; Magnoliopsida; Fabales; Fabaceae
Source: RefSeq, a predicted model, not a curated record
AUUGGGUGCGUGAGUGAAAUGUAAACAAAAAACGCAGCGUUGGAAGCGAAAAGGAGAUAGAUAGAGAGGGAUAUCAGAUAGAUACCUUUGGGUUGGGGUUGAGCUUCAGCCACAGUUUUCAUGGCACUCUCGUUUCGACCUGUCAUCCACCCACGCGUCACCGGCGGCUCACUCUCCCACUUCCUCCCUCCCAAGCCUCCCCCCGCCGUCCUCCUCCUCACGCGCCGCCGCCUCCGCCUCCUGGCCUCCUGCUUCCCCGACGACGCCGUCUCCACGCGCAACCCCUCCUUCGACCGCGGCUUCUCCGUCAUCGCCGCCAUGCUCCGCCGCAUCGAGCCCCUCGACAACUCCGCCAUCUCGAAGGGCGUCUCCCCCUCCGCCCGCGACUCCAUGAAGCAGACCAUCUCCACCAUGCUCGGCCUCCUCCCCUCCGACCACUUCUCCGUCACCGUCUCCGUCUCCAAACGCCCCCUCCACCGCCUCCUCUUCUCCUCCAUCAUCACCGGGUACACUCUAUGGAAUGCGGAGUACAGGAUGUCUCUGACGAGGAAUCUGGAUAUAUCGGAUUCUGGGGAUGAAGGGUCAGAUUGUGAAACGCGUUUGGAGUUUUUGAAGGUGAAGGAUGGAGCGCAAGAUGAGGGUUGUGAGAAAAUUGAGGUUGUUAAUGAUUUGGAAAGUAGCAGUAGCAGUUCUAGCAUCAAAGAGUUUGCAGAUUUGCCUCCUCAAGCUUUGAGUUACAUUCAGCAGUUGCAGUCUCAGUUGAUAAGUGUCACGGAGGAGCUGAAUGCCCAGAAGCAGGAAAUGAUGCGAUUAGAGUAUGACAAGGGAAAUUGGAACAAUUUGUUGGAAUAUCUUAGGUCUCUUGAUCCUGAGAUGGUGACUGAACUUUCUCGGCCUUCGUCAGUAGAAGUGGAGGAUAUAAUUCACCAACUCGUUCAAAACGUAUUGAAAAGAUUCUUUGCGGAUGAUGCUACCUCUAAUUUCAUGGAACAAUCAGUAGAAGGAAACAUAGACAAUAGUGAUGAGUUUAGUAAUACAGUAGCCACUUCACGUGAUUACCUAGCAAAGCUACUUUUCUGGUGUAUGUUAUUGGGCCACCACUUAAGAGGGUUGGAAAAUAGAUUGCAUCUGAGCUGUGUUGUUGGACUGUUGUAGACUUGUAGAGAAGGUGAUAGCCAUGUAUUGGAAUCUUUGGACAUUUGAAGAUACACGAUUUAUUUGUUUCUCUUUAUUAUUAUUAUUAUUAUUAUUAUUAUUAUUAUUUUAUUUUCUUUGUAUGCUUUUCAUUCAUUUUGUUUUUGAGUCAUGAAUUAUGACAUGACUUUCAAGUAAUGGAUGUUGUCUUACAAGAAUAAUAAGUGGUGCAAGAUCAAGGUGAACCUUCUAUUUAUAUGUAUAAGAUCAAAUAUUUUAUCACC